GAAAUUUUGACGUCCGCAAAGGACAAUACAAACACUCUCUUUCUCUCUCUAGAUACAGCGAAGAAGAACAGGGCACGUACUGAGACAAGAAAAAAGAAAAAGCAGAAGAAUUGAUUUAAGAGGAGAGCAAAAAGAAGGUUUUUUUUUUUUUGGUGAAGUGUAAACAUAUUAAUUGCUUCAGUUUAUUGAAGCAAAAAAGAAGAAAAAAAAGGAGUAGAAGAAUUGAAGAGAAAGAGAGUUCAAAAGACAUUUUGGUAUUUUUUGUUUUGGGUAUGUUUUGAUUGAAAUCAAAGCUUUGGAGAUUUGGGAAACUUUCUUUACUUUUUUUAUUUUCUUUCCCCUUCUUCUUUGUUUAUCUUUUGACAGUAACUGUGAGAAUUUUUCAACGCUGGUAAGUCUUCUCAAAGUCUCUUUAGCUUUGACCCUUUUGCUAGUUUUUUUUUGGGGUUUAAGUCUGGAUCAUUGAUUUCUGCUGUCAGUGGCUGGAUCGAGGUUAGUUGCUUUUUUAAUGUAUUUGGUUAAACGUUCGUUUUUCUUCUAAUAAAGUUGCAAUUUCUUGGGGGUUUGGAGGUUAAAAAUUUCAGCUUGGUCAGUUGAUUUUACUGUCUUUCUCUAAUUUUAAGUAAAAUUUUGUUUGAGUUUUAAUGAAAUUUCUACGGUUUUGAGAUUUGGGUUUUUCUUUAAGAUUCGAUUGGAGUUUGAUUUUACGGUUAUCGGAUUUCAGUUUUACAUUUCUUUUUGUUGACAGUCUUAAUUACUUUUUGUGCUGAAUGUUAGUAAAAUUAUUUUUCGGAUGAUUUAUGUUUCAGUGGAUCUGAAAAUUCUUAUGUCUUCUUUUCUUUUAUUAGGAAUUCGAGGGAAAGCCAUUCUAGUGUUGCUUGACUGUAAAUGUUAGAAUGCUCAGAAUCAGAGCUUCUUCAUGGGCUUCGGUUUUCUUUGGUAAUGGCCGCUUGUAUGGUGGAGCAGAAAGCUAUAUGCUCAGGCACAGAACUGAUCCCUUGUUAUUUGUCCACAAUGAGGACUGGAAAGUUAAAAGCAGCCAAGUUGGGCUGAUUUCUUGAACUCUGCGGUUGAUUUUUUUGUGUUUUGUUAUUAACUGUUGUUUAUUUAGUUGAAUUCAUGUUGUUUUAGAUAGUUGUUACAUUUUUGUGAGUGAGUUUUAGGUAGUUAGUCUUGAAACAUGGUGCCAUUAGGGCCUUCUACUCCAAUAGGUGGUGCGCAGUCUGUUCCGUCAUCUCUUUUGCGAACAAAUUCAGGGAUGCUAGGAUCACAAGGCGGUGGUCUUCCUUCUCAAUCUGGGUUUCCUUCAUUAGUGUCUCCUCGUACUCAGUUUAAUAAUAUGAAUAUGCUCGGGAACGUGCCUAAUGUUUCUUCCCUUCUUAAUCAGUCAUUUGGGAAUGGGGGUCCGAACCCUCAGCUUUCUGGUCCUGGGAGUGGCCAGCGUGGAGGAAUCGAUUCAGGGGCUGAAUCUGAUCCACUUUCGAAUGUGGGUACUGGGAUGGGGUUUAAUGCCCCAUCGUCAUUUGUGCCAUCGAACAUGGCAAACAUUGGGUCGUCUGGUCAAGUUCAAAGUCAGCAGUAUUCUAACCUUUCUGGUAACCAUAUUUUACCAGAUCAACAACAGCCCCAACAACCGGAGUCACAGCAGUUCCAACAUGGUCAACAAGGGAUGCAACAGGUCUCUGCCCCUCACAACACCCAACAAGGACAGCAGCAGCAGCAGCAGCAGCAACAGUUUCAAUCUAUUAGAGGAGGGAUGGCUGGUGUUGGGGCUGUCAAAUUGGAGCCACAACUGACUAAUGAUCAGCACAGCCAGCCACAGCAGUUGCAAUCGCUGAGAAAUCUUGCUCCUGUGAAAUUGGAACCACAACAAAUCCCGCCUUCAAGAACUUUGGCACAGGUAAAAAUGGAACCUCAACAUUCAGAUCAGUCAUUUUUGCAUCAGCAGCAACAACAGCAGCAGCAACAGCAGCAGCAGUUGCUCCAAAUGUCACGGCAGCCCCCACAAACUGCUGCCGCCCAAAUCAGUCUUUUGCAUCAACAAAGACUCUUGCAGCUACAACAGCAACACCACCACCACCAACUCUUGAAAGCAAUGCCUCAACAAAGGCCUCAAUUACCGCAGCAGUUUCAACAGCAGAAUUUGCCUUUGAGAUCACCUGUGAAAUCAGCAUAUGAGCCUGGGAUGUGUGCUCGGCGACUGACACAUUACAUGUAUCAGCAGCAGCAUAGACCUGAAGACAACAAUAUUGAAUUCUGGAGAAAGUUUGUUGCUGAGUACUUCGCUCCAAAUGCCAAAAAGAAGUGGUGCGUUUCUAUGUAUGGAAAUGGCCGCCAAACAACUGGUGUUUUCCCUCAGGAUGUAUGGCACUGUGAAAUAUGCAAUAGGAAGCCAGGACGUGGUUUUGAGGCGACUGUUGAGGUUCUCCCUAGGCUUUUCAAAAUUAAAUAUGAAAGUGGUACUUUGGAAGAACUUCUUUAUGUUGAUAUGCCCCGUGAGUAUCAGAAUUCAUCAGGACAAAUUGUCCUGGACUAUGCAAAAGCAAUACAAGAAAGUGUUUUUGAGCAGCUUCGUGUUGUUCGUGAUGGUCAGCUUAGGAUAGUUUUCUCACCAGAUCUGAAGAUUUGUUCUUGGGAAUUUUGUGCUCGGCGUCACGAGGAACUCAUCCCUAGAAGAUUAUUGAUACCUCAGGUUAGUCAACUUGGGGCUGCAGCUCAAAAGUAUCAAGCUGCAACACAAAACGCAUCAACAAAUUUAUCUGCUCCUGAUUUGCAGAAUAACUGUAACUUGUUUGUAGCAUCGGCUCGGCAAUUGGCUAAAGCCUUGGAAGUGCCAUUGGUAAAUGAUUUGGGUUAUACAAAGAGAUAUGUGAGGUGUCUUCAGAUAUCUGAAGUGGUUAAUAGUAUGAAAGACUUGAUUGAUUACAGUAGAGAAACAAGGACUGGACCCAUGGAGAGUUUGGCCAAGUUCCCUCGAAGAACGAGCACUUCAUCUGGUUUUCAUGCACAAUCUCAACAGCCUGAGGAACAGCAUCAGCAACAGCAGCAGACACCACAACAGCAAAUGAUGACCCAGAGCUCUAAUGGUGAUCAAAGUUCUGCCCAGGCUUCUGGGAUGCAGCUUGCUGCUAACAAUGGUGUGGCUAAUGUAAAUAACUCGCUUAAUGUAGCAUCUGCAUCAACAUCUGGUGGCACCAUUGCUGGGCCUCUACACCAGAAUUCCAUGAACUCCAGACAGCAGAAUUCUAUGAAUAAUGCAAGCAGUUCCUAUGGUGGAAACUCUGUGCAGAUCCCGUCCCCUGGUUCCUCUAGCACAAUACCCCAAACACAAGCAAAUCCUUCUCCAUUUCAAUCGCCAACACCUUCCUCAUCUAAUAAUCCUCCUCAAGCUCCGCAUGGUGCCUUAGCAGCUUCAAGUCACAUGAGUUCUGCAAAUUCUCCAGCAAUGAACAUGCCUAUGCAGCAGCCAGCUCUUUCCAGUGAGGCGGAUCCCAAUGAAUCCCAAAGCUCUGUUCAGAAAAUCAUUCAUGAAAUGUUGUCUAGCCAACUUAAUAACACUGGCGGCAUGGUUGGUGCUGGCACUCUAGGCAAUGAUGUGAAGAGCGUAAAUGGAAUGCUGCCACCGAGUAACAACAUGGUUCUCAGCGGUGGCAACACUUUGGUCGGUAAUGGAACCAUCAGCAAUAAUUCAGUUAUUGGUGGUGUGGGGUUUGGUUCAAUGAGUGGUGGACUAGGGCAGUCUGCUAUGGUGAAUGGAAUCAGAGCCACAAUGGGAAAUAACCCUGUCAUGAAUGGAAGGAUGGGAAUGGCACAGAUGGCUCGGGAUCAGCUAAUGAAUCAGCAACAACAGGAUAUGGGGAACCAGCUACUGAAUGGACUUGGAGCAGUUAAUGGUUUUAAUAAUUAUCAAUUUGAUUGGAAACCUUCCCCAUGAAAGAAAGUGCAAAAAGCUGAUGGUUCUUUGAUUACAGCUGUGCUGUUGUGUGCAGCAUGGGAAUCGGCUGACUUGCCUGUGGCCCUGCCAGAUUCGUGGUACAAACACUAUAAUGAUAGAUCAAGGUCUUCCCCUCCCACUGUGUACUAAUUUCAGGAAAAAAGUGAAAAACAACAUAUAGCAUAGUGUUUUUAUCAAUGAAAUGUUAAAAGCAACUUUGAAGUUGCUCCAAUUUCCUA
Gossypium raimondii (Peruvian cotton) is the source of this 4173-nucleotide messenger RNA. Its product is annotated as transcriptional corepressor SEUSS. The transcript has 9 exons. The record is from RefSeq and is a predicted model, not a curated record. NCBI's taxonomy places the organism in Eukaryota, Viridiplantae, Streptophyta, Magnoliopsida, Malvales, Malvaceae. The coding region runs from base 1181 to 3934 and encodes 917 amino acids. Gene Ontology annotation, cellular component: nucleus; transcription regulator complex. Gene Ontology annotation, biological process: positive regulation of transcription by RNA polymerase II; negative regulation of transcription by RNA polymerase II.